Messenger RNA from Drosophila navojoa, 1381 nucleotides. RefSeq lists its product as uncharacterized. NCBI's taxonomy places the organism in Eukaryota, Metazoa, Arthropoda, Insecta, Diptera, Drosophilidae. The record is from RefSeq and is a predicted model, not a curated record. Gene Ontology annotation, cellular component: nucleus. Gene Ontology annotation, biological process: regulation of gene expression. Gene Ontology annotation, molecular function: zinc ion binding.
AAAUUAAAUUUAUUUAAAAAGGAUGGCGAAAGUACCGAAUAAAUGGCUAAAAAACACUUGCAGAGUGUGUGGCAAAUACGCUAGUUUCAAGAAAUCAUUUAAGAUAUUCGAUAAAGCGAAUAAAAAGCUACUAGGCAAUAUAGAAACAAUGACGGGCCUAAGGCUUGAAAGCUAUCCUUGCCUACCUGAGCUGAUGUGCGAGUGCUGCAACAUUGAGCUAACAAGCGCAAUCAGGUUUCGAGACAGAUGCAUCAGUGCACAGCGCGAAUUACUGGCUGGUCUCACUCAACAACAACAGGAGACAAUACCGGAGAAGUACAAAGCACUCAUUAUGGGAAAUGAAGCAUUGACGCCUUCAGCUGAGGAACAAGAAAUCGAAGCUGACUCAGAACCUGAAGUCGAAGCUGAACAGGAAAUUGAUCCUGAUUACCAACAGGCGGAGGAAGACGACCUUGCCAAGCUGUUGCCGGAAAGUAGUGGCACAGUUACAAAAGUGAAAUAUGAGAUAGACCCGGAAUUCACAGAUUUAAUCGAAGCUGAUGAGGAAGACAAUGACUCACUAGUGGAAGAAACACAAUAUGAAUGCCUAAUGGCUGAUGAUGAUGGAAAUAUUGUAAAAAUUGAGAAUGUGUCGGAUCAAGUUAUCGUGCCUGAUCCCACAGAAGUUUAUUUGUAUGAUUCUGAUGACGAGGUGGCCGUUCUAGACAACGUACUCGACGAUGAAUACGAGCAUGAAAAUGUUGUGAAGAAGUGCAAUUUGCCACCGAAGCCAAAAAUCAAACCCGAAGAUCCGCGUCGCAGAGGAGCAGGUGGUGUUUACAUUUGCGAACAGUGUGGCAAUCAUAUAAAGGGACGUAUGGCAUUCGAGUUGCAUUGCCGUAGGCAUCGGGGCGAGAAAGAUUUCCAGUGCGAAAUCUGUGACAAAUGCUUCUGCACAACCUCGGAACUCAAACGCCACAUGCGUAAGCACACCGGAGAACGUCCCUUUGCCUGCCAGUACUGCGGGCGCUGCUUCUCGGACUAUACAACUCGAGUGAAGCAUGAGCGCACCCACACCAAUGAGCGACCCUAUGCAUGUGGCACUUGCGGCAAGGCUUUCACCACGGGUUACAUUCUUAAAAACCACAUGUUGACACAUUCCGGCUUGCGGUCCUAUAGGUGCGAGCUGUGCGAUAAGUCCUUUAUGCUGCCUACUCAUCUCAGUACCCAUAUGCGCACCGGCGUACAUAAGCGUACCUUGGAGAAAUAUCAGAUGAAACAACAAAUGCAACACGACCCGGCAGUUCAGCUUAAGUUGGAAAUGGAUGAGGAAAGCUUGCAUAUUCAGGACUAAUGAAUUCAUAAUUUGUAUAAUUUAAGCUUAACACCCCAAAUAGGAUUA